Molecule: messenger RNA, 2194 nt
Organism: Cladocopium goreaui
Lineage: Eukaryota; Dinophyceae; Suessiales; Symbiodiniaceae
Source: the annotation of a GenBank genome assembly
GGAGCCACGUGCUUGUGCCAUGGACUUCAGCCCCUUGCGCCGCGCUGGGACGACUGUGGCAGCGGCAGACCGAGCCUAUGAGCGCGAUGCGAAAGCAAAGGAGUUGAUAGGCACAUUGCCCACUGAUAGUGUCAUGCAGUAUCAGCUGGCUCUGCGUGUGGAGCUGGAAAGGCAGACCAAGCAGCUGGAAGAACUGUUGAGAAAGCAGGCUGACACCGCUUUCAAGCAGAACUUCGAACAUCGACAGGAGGUGCAAGGAAUCUCGGAAGCCUGGCAGCUGGUUGCCCGGACGCUGGGAGAGCAGCUUUCUUCCAUGCACUCCCUGCAGAAGAAGAAUCAGGAGACUUGCAAGCGCUUGGAGCAAGCAGUGUCGAAACUGCUAGAGGGAGAAGCAGAGGCGAAACUGAAGGAGAUUGUUACAGAGAAUACAGAGAAGAUUGACAGAUUUCACAGUCAGUUCUCGAUCUUGCACCAGCAAAGCCAAAGAAUGGAGAAGUCCGUGCUGGAUUUGAUGAAAGCUGCACCGCUGAAAGUCCACACGCUUGGCUCUGACCUUCCUGGCCUUCCUGACCUACCUGGACAGUCAGAGGAUGACUCGCGAUUCAACUCUGAGGACACAGCUUUGCGCGCGUCUGUGCGAAAGGAGCGUCGGCGCGACCGUACCUUGAAGGUCAUGAGGGGUAGCGACCCACUCGGAGACGAGCAAACUUUUGCAGAUCUGCAAAAGCAGUACGGCAUUCGGCAGCGCACUGCUAACCCGGCAGAGGUGCAAAGCUCUUGUUGCCUUCGGGAUGUCUGCAACCAGAUUGUGGCCCACAAGCGCUUCGAAAUGGGCUGUGGAAUACUUGUAAUUCUUUGUGCUCUCAGUAUCGGAGUCGAAUCCGACUAUACCAUCCAGCAUGCUUUGGAACCGCAACACCCAAUUUUUCGUGCUUUGGAUUUAACAUUCAAUCUCUUCUUUGCAUUGGAGCUCGCUGUGCGCUGGAUUUCUGAGGGCUUUCUGCACUUCCUCUCAUGUGACAACUCCGCGUUCAAAUGGAAUUGGAUGGACUUUGGUUUGGUCUCCUCUUCUGUGGUUGAAGAGAUCGCUGCUCUGAUGGCCGCUGCAAGCUUUCUGGAAGUCUCUGCGUUGAGAAUGCUACGAAUGAUGCGUUUGGUUCGGGUGGCUCGCAUCAUUCGAAUGCUGCGCUUCUUCUCUGAACUUCGAGUCAUGGUCAACGGAAUCAUGGGAUCAGCAAAGCCUUUGCUUUGGGCCUUCGUCUUCCUCCUGAUUUUGAUGUUUAUGGUUGGGGUCACUUUCAUGCAGUUGGCAGCCAAUUACAUGUCGCAGGACAACAUAGCUGCGGAUGAUGCGCUAUUGCUGUAUUGGGGCACGUUGGCUCGCACCAUGAUGACGCUUUACAUGGCAAUUUCUGGUGGUAUCGAUUGGAAGGAUUGUGUGCAGCCACUGCAUGUGGUAAGUUCUGUUAUGGAGUACAUGUUUGCAACAUACGUAUUCUUCACGCUGUUCUGCUGCCUCAACAUUGUGACCGGUAUUUUUGUAGACAACGCAAAGGCUUUGAAGUCAGCAGACGAAGAUGCAAUGUACCUGGAGGCAGUCACUGAGAGAAAGCGUUGGAUUGCUGAAGUGAAGGAUCUCUUUAUGCGACUUGAUUCAAGUGUCAACGGCACAUUUACGUUUGAAGACUUCAAAGUGCAAGUCUCCAGCAUCAAAGUGCAGACUCUGUUUCGCAAGCUGGGCAUCAACAUCGAUAAUAUCGAAGCUGAGGAGCUCUGGGAGAUCCUCGACGCUGACAACAGCGGUGAAAUAGAUGAGGAAGAAUUUGCCAAAGGUCUCAAGUACUUCCAGGGCCCUGCGCAAAGCAUUCAUAUUUACCGCCUCAUGAAAGAGAGUGCGAAGCUGCAUGACAAGGUGGAGGAUCUCCAGGAUGUCAUCGCAAAGUGUCUACCGACGAGUCUACCCAGGACAGAGGCAGAUCCAGUCUGAGGAUUCUGAGGGCUGAGUGGGAUCCAGCAGAUUUUCAACGCGUGCGCCGAUCAUAUUCACCCGAGUGUUAAGCCUAACUGUUAAACUUAUCAACAUAGCGUAAAGAGCCACAAAGUGGCCAAAUUGAUACACGCUCCAAGUUCCUUUGAACAGAAGGAAUGUGCCUUAAACUCUCUCUGUGGGCUUCGGCUUGCUGUCGAUUCUGUC